Molecule: messenger RNA, 1200 nt
Organism: Penicillium paradoxum
Lineage: Eukaryota; Fungi; Ascomycota; Eurotiomycetes; Eurotiales; Aspergillaceae
Exons: 1
Coding region: 1-1200 (399 amino acids)
Source: RefSeq, a predicted model, not a curated record
AUGCCUCGUCCUGCUCCAAAACGAAGUCGCACAGCGGGGAAGAGUCAGAAAAAGAGUGCAACAGACGAAACGACCCAACAAAGUGACACUGCCGUAUCGCCUGUACAAGAUCCGAGACAUACUCUACGCAAUCAGACGCCGUUGACCAAGAGUCAUGAACAGGCAAUCGAGUCUUCACCCCUGGGUGACCGGCCAGGCAGUCGGCCUGGAACUGGAAGUCGUCCCCCUACAAGAUCACGCGGUUAUUCCUCUACGUUAUCGUUUGCUGGACGCAAAGGCGAUGCGAGUUCGCGGAUUCCUGGAACGCCUGGAUUUGAUAACUCGGUUCUGAGCAAUUUUAGACGGCGACCCCGACAACAAAGCAUCCUGCAGAUGAUGCAGGCCGACGAAGAUGGCUCAUCUGAACUUGAUGAUGAUGACUUCCUGGGAGGACUCAGCCCAAACGAUGAAUCGACGCCGCUCAAUCGUUCCCGAUCACUACAUAUCAAAUCCUCGUCACCGCUCUCGGCCGGGUCGAAGCGCAAGCGCAUGACCCAAGAGAUCCAGGUACCCCAGUCGUCGCCCGUGGAUGUAGAAGAUACUCCAAUUGCGGCACCGCGGGAAGAAGAUGACAACGAAGAUGACAACGAAGAUGACAACGAAGAUGAGGUUGAAAGAAUCGAAGCUACGCAACAGUUCGAACUAUUAAGCCAGACUAUGUUACCACCGGCCAGCAGUCCUGCUGGCUCUACGGCUGACUCUACACGGCCUGUUCAGAAGAAAAAGUCCACUCAUCUAUCGACAGCAAGCUUACAAAACAAGCUUCUGCCGCGCCGGCGGCGCAGACUCCAUAAUGAUUCCGACGAAAGCGAUGACCAACAUGAUGCUGCAUUUGGCGAUGAGGAUGAAUUGAACUAUCCAUCCCGAAGGCCCCUCGCAAGGAACAACAAGCCCAAGCCAUUAGUCACCGCGCAGAAUCCGCAGCUGAAGGUCCAACAGCAGGAACCCGUGUAUCCACGUUCUCAAGGCGUGGACAAGGAAAAUGAAAUGCUGUCAUCACCGUCUUCUUCCCCAUUGUCCUCGCCACCGGAGUCCGAUGUGUCUGAUUCCGAAUCUAAGGCUCGUUGCGUGAGCGAUGAGUUGCGCGCGGCAGUCAAGAAGUUUGCCGAAGUGGAUCAAUGGGAAAUGGAGUUUGAGGAUGUCUCUUCGGAGAACGAAUAA